Felis catus (domestic cat) is the source of this 1825-nucleotide messenger RNA. RefSeq names its product intercellular adhesion molecule 3 (gene ICAM3). NCBI's taxonomy places the organism in Eukaryota, Metazoa, Chordata, Mammalia, Carnivora, Felidae. The record is from RefSeq and is a predicted model, not a curated record. The transcript has 8 exons. Gene Ontology annotation, cellular component: membrane. The coding region runs from base 1 to 1737 and encodes 578 amino acids. Gene Ontology annotation, molecular function: integrin binding. Gene Ontology annotation, biological process: cell-cell adhesion.
AUGGGGAGAGGGCAUGGGAGCUGGGUGCCAUCAAGGACCCCGGCCAGGUCCCUCUCUGGAGCUCCGAUCGGAGGCGCGAGGGGAAGGCUGGCCACGAUGUCACCCUCGGGGCUGCUGCGGGGGGCCUGCAGGACCACACUUAUCUCCCUGCUCCUGGUCUGCUGUCUGCUGCCCCCAGGUGCCCAGGGGCAGAAGUUCCCACUGAGGGUGGAGCCCCAGAACCCCGUGCUGCCUGCAGGAGGGUCCUUCUUGGUGAACUGCAGCACGGAUUGCCCCAAGCCCAAACUCAUCACCCUGGAGACAUCCCUACCCAAGAAGCCAGUGGGCAAUGGCCUGGGCUGGGCAGCUUUCCAGCUCAGCAGUGUGACCAGUGACAGCCAGGUCCUCUGCUCCGGCUUCUGCGAUGGCUUCCAGAUGACAGCCUCCUCUGACAUCACAGUAUACCGGUUCCCGGAGCGCGUGGAGAUGGCCCCCCUGCCCCGCUGGCAGCCCGUGGGCGAAAACCUUACCCUGCGCUGCCAGGUGGCCGGCGGGGCGCCCCGGACCAACCUCACGGUGGUGCUGCUCCGCGGGGAGGAGGAGCUGAGCCGGCAGCCGGCCGUCGGGGAGCCCGCCGAGGCCACGGUCACGGUGCUGGCGGGCAGAGACGACCACCUCGCCAAUUUCUCGUGCCGCACGGAACUGGACUUGCGGUCCCGAGGGCUGGGUCUGUUCCAGAACAGCUCGGCCCCCAGGCAGCUCCGAACUUUCGCCCUGCCCGUGACCCCCCCACACCUCGUUGUCCCCCGGCUCUUGGAGGUGGGAACGACAUGGUCCGUGAACUGCACCUUGGACCGGCUGUUCCCGGCCUCCGAGGCCCAGGUCCAACUGGCGCUGGGGAACCAGAUGCUGAAUCCUGCUGUCGAGAGCCAUGGGGAUACGAUCACGGCCACAGCUACAGUCACAGCGAGCGCGGAGCAGGAGGGCGCUCGGGAGAUUGUCUGCAACCUGACAUUGGGGAGCGACAGCCGGGAGGCCCGAGAGAACUUGACCAUCUACCGCUUCUGGGGGCCCAUCCUAAACCUGAGUGAGUCCAGCGCCUCUGAGGGGACCAAAGUGACUGUGACUUGCGCGGCCGGGGCCCGAGUCCAGGUCACGCUGGACGGAGUUCCGGCUGCGGCCCCUGGCCAGCCUGCCCAGCUUCAGCUAAUCGCCACCGAGAGGGAUGACAGGCGCAACUUCUCCUGCAAUGCCACGCUCGAGGUGGACAGGGAGAUCUUACACAGGAACAGGAGCGUCCAGUUGCGUGUUCUGUACGGUCCCAAGAUUGACCAAGCCAAAUGUCCCCAGCGCUUGACGUGGAAAGACAGAACCACCAAUGUCCUGCGGUGCCAGGCCCGGGGCAAUCCGGACCCCCAGUUGCACUGUUUUCAGGAAGGCUCCCAGAAUGAGGUGCCCGUCGGGAUUCCAUUUACCGUCAUGUUAAACUAUAGUGGUACCUACUCCUGCCGGGCGGUCAGCUCUCGAGGCACACACACUGUGACCGUGGUGAUGAACGUUCAGGGUCGGAAUGCCCAUGCUGUCACCAUCGUCAUGGUGGUGUUAGUGAUCCUGGGGUUGGUGACUACCACUGCGGCCUUAGUGUACGUCUUCGGGUUGCAGAAGAGGAGUGACAUUUACCAAGUGAACCAGGGGAGCACUUGGUUGCCCCUGACGUCUAGGCAGCCCGAGGAGGCUGUGGGGGAGGGGCCGUCCUGAGCUUCGAACCUGGGGGAUGCUGGACCAACGACGAUAGGGGUUUGGCUGUAUCCCCGGUUCCACACCAAUAAAGCCCUGAAAAUCCGGA